CCGUGUAGGCUUUUUGGGUAAUGUCAGGCGUCCUGGGCAGGCUUUCAGCCUUUUUGCAGGCCGCCUGUGGCUGACAAUAAAUGCUCAGUCUUGCCUGACACCAGAUACGCAUCUUCAACGGCUCCCUGCCCUUCUGUGUUGCUCAGUUGCUUUAUGUCAGGCGCCCUUAUCUAUUCCUCGGGUUCGCAGUCGAUCAUGGACCGCCCGCUGACCCAGUCUUUCGAUCGGGGCCGGCCUCCUUAUUGGGCCUUAAAGUCCGACUCGCCUCUUUUGGGCCCGAGGCCCAAGUACGCUCAACUAUGCGGCUCAACAAUUAGUAAACGAACUAGUUCACGACCCGACUCACUUGAUAACAAGUCAUGCCAUUGCCAAACAAGUCUACUCACAUCAAAUGGCAGCUCUAGCUAGGUACACAUUACGCUUCCAAGGAUAAACCAAAAAGAAAGGCUAAACAAUUAAAGCAGAAAGGUGAAAGAAGGAGAAAAUAAAGGAAUCUGCUGAACCCUUCAUGUCCAAUCCAAGAGCACAGUUAUCGUUAGGUCAGCAGGAGGAUUGAAGAGACCAGAAAAAGCCACACAUCUUACAUCUACACACUAUACUCCUCCCAAAUUGGCUUUCCUUUCUUCCAACAGGACAGGACAUGGACCUGCAACCCUACUACGUGGGCAUAUUUCGUUAACAACUAGUCGAUUCUAAUAACUCGAGAUGUUGAGAGAUGCUCGAUUAUGGAUCCUAUAUCAAGGUUGCAUAGAUCCAGAUAUCAUGUGUUUAAUAAGAGGAAUUCGAACAAAAGAUCUCUUGAUCACAAAAGACUCAUAUAACAUGUCAAGAACUAAUUGGGUCCCAAUAACUCGAGUUAUUGGGAGAAUUUCGAUUAUGAAUCAUUAUACCGUUACUACAUGCAUGGCUAGGCUACCAAUCAUUCAGUAAACCGUUUUCCUAGCUCUAACUACACUAUUAAUUGAGUGUUCUUGACUGAUUAGAAUUUAGAACCAAGUGAAUCCAAUCCAUCCUACAACACACAAAACCACUGCCUGCUCUGUUCUGCUCUGCUCUGCUUUUAACAAUUUUGGCCAUCAAACAUUUACCAGACAAACCGCUCACUGGCUGGCCCCUCCACCACUGCUCUCUGUAGGCUCUAAUUACCACUUUCGGCUGUAAUUAACACCUUUUCCUUCUUUUCUUUCCCAUUAACGUAGUUAUCCUUUUAAGGUGCUAAUUGAAAGGUCAACAAUGAUUACGAUAAUGCCUAGCUAGCCUAUAUUGUGAUUAGCUAGCUAGUUAGGGCCUUGGAUCUGCAUUAGAUUAGAUGCUUUGGGUUUAUUCAUAAUAUGGCUAAUCAUGUUUGUAAAGAAGACGACAUUAAUUUUUACUCUGCGGGAAAGGUACAGAGAAGAAGUAAACAAAGAUGCUACACUACUUUAUUAGACCGUGCAUGAAGGUCUAUGCCACUUCAUCUGAUAACGCGUUGCCAGAUGGAGUGGUACGCUACCAAAAAGGGUUGUGAAAUUGACAACCUAAUAGAGAUUGUUACCGGAUUUCGUUCUCAUAAUAAUCAUAAUAAAGUAUACACCUUUUUAGUCUUUGAAUGAGUGUUCCUUUAGAAUUUUUUUUUAUGAUUGAUAUUAUUGUGUAGUAAAUAAUAUGGUCAUUUAAAGGUUCUAUUGUUUUUAAAUGUAUUUUUCUUAACUCAUUUUAUUUAUGUUUUCUUCCGACCAUUAUGUUUAAUUUUAUGAGAUGUAUACUGGCAGCAAAAAUCUAGAGUCCACUGGUUGAAAAAGGGUGACAAUGUUAUGAAUAUGGGGGAGCGUGUUGCUGCUCUGCCUAUCGCCCGUAGUGUUACUCAAGAGAUGAAUGCGGGCCUGACGGCUGCUGUCCUCCCGGACGAGGUGCGCAAAACUGUCUUCGCUAUGGGUGCUAAGCAAGCCCCCGGGUCAGAUGGGUUCACGGGCAAAUUCUUUAAGGCCUUUUGGGGUAUUGUGGGGGACUCAGUGGUUGACGCAGUCUGCUCUUUCUUUACGUCGGGUAGGAUGCUCCGUAGCUUCAACCACACUUGGCUCACAUUGAUCCCUAAGGUGGAUAAUGUUGAAUCCAUAAGGCAGUUACGCCCAAUCAGUUUAUGCCAAUUUGUGUACAAAAUCAUAACUAAGAUCUUGGCUGAACGAUUGUCGGGGAUCUUACCUAACAUUGUGUCUUCGGGCCAGAACGCUUUCAUUCGGGAUCGCCAAAUUGUUGAGAACAUCCUCCUUGGACAUGAGUUAAUGCAUUACUUGAAAACCAAGAAGCAAGGUAAGAAGGGGUACAUGGCUCUUAAGGUUGACAUGGAAAAGGCCUAUGAUAGAGUCGAAUGGCCGUUUCUUCUUGCAGUUUUGGACAAGAUGGGUUUUAACACAGUGUGGCAGGGGUGGAUAUAUGAAUGUCUCCGGUCUUCAUCGUUCUCUGUGCUGAUGAAUGGUACUCCAUCUGGGUUCUUCAGACCAUCGCGAGGGUUGCGGCAAGGUGAUCCCUUAUCCCCUCUUCUUUUUGUGCUUUGCACUGAGGGGUUUGCGGCUCUCUUGCGUAAAGCAAUUGAGGAUAAGAAAUUGGAAGGGGUUAAGGUGGCACCGCGUGCUCCCCGAACCUCACAUUUAUUCUUUGCCGAUGAUUCUUAUCUGUUCCUGCGGGGCACGCUGCAGGAGUGUGAGAACUUGAUUACUGUACUUAAUGAAUAUGAGGAACUAAGUGGGCAGCGCGUUAAUUUGGCCAAAUCAGCGGUUUGUUUUAGUAAGAAUGUUGUUGUUCCCGAUCAGGAGUUCUUAGCUGCAAUUUUAGGUGUCGGAGCACUUGGGGUGCAGGAUAAGUAUCUGGGCCUUCCUACAUUGAUUGCUCGCUCUAAGAUGGAGACCUUUCGGUAUUUAGAGGAGAAGUUGUUGGAAAGACUCCAGGGGUGGAAACGGAGGACCUUGUCUUGGGCAGCAAAGGAGACUCUGAUUAAAUCUAUUGCCUUGGCAUUACCAUUGCAUGUGAUGUCCUGUUUCAAGAUGCCUCUCUCUUUGUGUCGCCUUCUAGAUAAACAUGUUGCUCGCUUUUGGUGGGGUGAUGAGGAGGGACAUUCGAGGAUCAGGUGGAUGGCCUGGCGGGAUAUGUGCAAGAGUAAGCAUGAGGGGGGUAUGGGUUUCCGUCGGUUUGAGCAGUUCAAUCAAGCCCUUUUAGCCAAAAUUGGCUGGCGAAUCUUAGCUGAACCCCAGUCUCUUCUAGCGCAAGUCUAUAAGGGCAAGUACUUCCCCUCUGGGCAUUUCCUUAAUGCUAAAGCUCGAUCGCGCCCUUCUUGGGGAUGGCAAAGCGUCUUGUAUGGUCGUGAUUUAUUGGAGAUGGGUCUCAGAUGGCAGAUUGGAAAUGGCCAUUCGGCGUCCCUUCUUCGUUCCCCCUGGAUUCCUCAACUACAGCUCGAUCCCCCGAGGUAUAACCCGGUGGUGCUACCAGAAGGGGGGGAUCCUACUGUAGCGGAGGUAAUCUGUCAAGGGGAAGGCCGGUGGUGUGAUCGUAAGCUCAACCAAUGGUUUGAUCCACCUACUUGUCGUAUUAUAAAAACUAUUCCCCUUCCUAGGCAAAAUAUUGAAGAUAAACUGAUUUGGCAUUUUACGUCUGAUGGGGUGUUCUCGGUUAAGUCAGCCUACCAUCUGGCUGUCUCCCUUGAUAGGAGGAGGGGGAGUUGGAGGGCGUCGGCGAGUUGGAUGGAUAGAUCCAGUUGGAUCCGGUUGUGGGAUGCGAAUAUUCCCCCUAAGCUGAAGGUCUUUGUUUGGCAAAUUCUGAAUCGUAUUCUCCCGACCACGGAGGCUCUAUUUGAGCGAAAGGUGCCUAUCCUCCCUCGUUGUCCGGUCUGUUGGGAUGGCCCGGAGACCAUGGAGCAUCUAUUUCUGGAUUGUCCGGUGGCGCGGGCGCUUUGGGGCCUUUCAGGGCUGGAGUACUUAGGGGAGGGGCUUCCUCGUCACACUUUCCCGUUGUUCCUCAAACGUUUGAUGGCCUUAAUCCAGCAGCCGCCGCUCUUCAUGGCGGUCGUGGCUGUCCUUUGGCGUAUCUGGCGGUCAAGAAAUUGGGUGGUGUUUGAGGGCAAGCAAUUUGGAUUCCCCGCUUUAAUGAGGCAGUUUUCCCAGCAGUAUGAGGAAUGGAUGGGGCUGCCGAUAGAGGUGCCCUCCAUGCCUCCUCCUCCGACGGUUCCACGGUCAGAUGGACCAGGGCAGGCUGCUGGGUUUAUUUGCCAGUGGGAUGGGGCUACCCGCAAGGGAUCGCAUUCAGCAGGUGGCAUGGUUCUUCGGUCCCCCGCCGGGGAGGUUCUUAUGGCUCAUGGGAUUCAGAUUCCGGGGAUUGAUGACCCAGUGGUGGUGGAGUUGUUAGUGCUCCGUGAGGCGAUUGCGUGGUGCUUGGGCCAGGGUGUCUCGGGGAUACGCUUUGAAGGAGAUGCUAAGAUCAUCAUUGACAAAAUCAAUUGCAGGGAUGCGAGGGAUAGUCGACUGGGUGCUGUUCUAGAAGAAGUCUUACAUUUUUUUGUGAUUAGCCCAGGGUUUAGUGUGCGGUUUAUAGGUCGGAGUAGAAAUCGGGUGGCCCAUUUGGUGGCAAGAAAAGCCCUCUCCUUGUACCCGACCAUGAGUCGUUUCUUUGAUUUUCGGACCUGGCUGGGGUCCAGGGUGUAACUAUCUUUGUUUUGGUAUCAAUAUAUGAUUAUCUCUUGUAAAAAAAAAAAAGUGUUUACCAAUAUUAUUUCCAUAAUUUGAACAUUAGAGUAUUUCUUAUGUGUACCAAAACCUUCCAUAUGGAUUCCAAACAAACAAAAAAAAAACGAGUCGAUGAGAAACAACAAAUAGUUAAUAUCCUCAUCUCAUCGUUUUUAUAAAUUCCUUGAUAAUUUGGCUAGAUAGCUAUGAUCAUGAUAUUCAUAUUAUUAUAAGAAAGAAGAUUACAAUAAUUUGAGAUUAUUAAUAGAAACUAUCUUGAAUU
Messenger RNA from Linum trigynum, 4974 nucleotides. Lineage: Eukaryota; Viridiplantae; Streptophyta; Magnoliopsida; Malpighiales; Linaceae. The record is from the annotation of a GenBank genome assembly.